UUCUCCAUGAUUCCUGCGCCGUGAGGCUUUUAUUUUGGCGGGUGGUGUCCAGCGUCAGUGUUCUCCACGAUUUCUGCGCCGUGAGGCUUUUAUUUUGGCGGGUGGUGUCUCAGUGUCUGUUCUCCAUGAUUUCUGCGCUGUGAGGCUUUUAUUUUGGCGGGUGGUGUCUCAGUGUCAGUGUUCACCAACAUGGCGGCGCGCAGUGUGUUCAGGUCAGGGCUGUUUAGUGGCAGAGUGGCGAUAGUGACCGGAGGAGCGACAGGAAUCGGGAAGGCCAUUACAGCCGAGCUGCUGCAGCUGGGUUGCCGUGUGGUGAUUGCAUCGAGGAAGUCGGAGCGUUUGGAAGCUGCAGUUGAUGAACUUUCCCAGUUGAUCAGUUCCUCGAGUUCGGCUUCCAUUACUGCUGUGUGCUGUAACAUCCGCCAUGAGGACCAGGUGAGGAAUAUGGUGGCGUCCACGCUGCGUCAGUACGGCAGGAUUGAUUAUUUGGUGAAUAACGGCGGAGGGCAGUUCAGCAGCCCAGCGGCUAACAUGAGCCUCAAGGGCUGGAAUGCCGUGAUCGACACCAACCUGACCGGAACAUUCCUCUGCUGCAGAGAGGUGUACAAUGAGUGGAUGAAGGAUCAUGGCGGUACGAUCGUUAACAUCAUCGCUGACAUGUGGAGGGGGUUUCCUGGCAUGGCACACACAGGAGCAGCGAGAGCCGCAGUGGAGAAUCUGACGAAGAGUUUAGCCAUUGAGUGGGCUAGCAGCGGCGUGCGCAUCAACUCCAUCGCUCCGGGCUCGAUCUUCUCCAAGACAGCGAUGGAGAAUUAUAAAGAUCUCGGGCCCAUGAUGUUCCAGAUGGCUGUUCCAUGCAUUCCUGCAAAACGCCUGGGCUUUCCAGAGGAGAUUUCUCCAGCUGUGUGUUUCCUGCUGUCUCCAGCUGCUUCCUUUAUCUCCGGAGCCACUCUGAAGGUGGACGCGGGACAGAGUCUGUACGACUCGGUGUGGGAAAUCCCAGAUCACAGUGCGUGGCCUGCGCCUCCAGAAGGAGAGAAUGUUCGUGCACUGAGGGAAGUGAUGAAGGAGCUCAAACCCAAACUGUGAUGUGGAGUGUAGCUCAGCGCUCUGACCUGCAGGGGGUGCAGCUCAUAUAUUUUUUCUCUCUCCCAUGCGCACACACACACAGAGGAAUGGUGUCCUUAGACAAGUCAGUGUGUGAGUAAGGUGUGACAAACAGAAAUAACUGAAAUUCCUGAACCAGCUGCGUGUCGUACAUUCCCACAGUACAACACUAACCUGACACACAGAAUAAUAAUGCUAAUAAUAACAAUAAUGCUAAUAAAACUAUCAUUAUUAUAUUAUUCUUAAUGAAAGAGAUAAUAAUAAAAACAACAAAACAAUGUAAUAUAUUUCAUUUGUUUAUUGAGUCUUUCUCACUCAUUCAUAAACCUGUUGUGAAAUUCAGUUAAUGAAAACUACAAGAACUGAACUGCACAUUCCUGUGUGUGUGUGUGUGUGUGUGUGUGUGUGUGUGUGUGUGUGUGUGUGUGAGAGAGAGAGAGAGAGAGAGAGAGAGAGAGAGAGAGAGAGGAAUUUAAUAAACAUACUGAACAAGAACACACUCCUGUAUGUCACAGGUGAUUCAGUAACAAUGUAUUCGUUGUAAAUGACUCCUUUGUGUGAAUCAUGUUGUGUUUGACUAAAACAUCUAAUAAACAUGGCUCAAGCUUUU
This is a messenger RNA of Ictalurus furcatus (blue catfish), 1717 nucleotides long. It is a transcript of the gene pecr, whose product is annotated as peroxisomal trans-2-enoyl-CoA reductase. Gene Ontology annotation, cellular component: peroxisome. The coding region runs from base 190 to 1089 and encodes 299 amino acids. NCBI's taxonomy places the organism in Eukaryota, Metazoa, Chordata, Actinopteri, Siluriformes, Ictaluridae. The record is from RefSeq and is a predicted model, not a curated record. Gene Ontology annotation, molecular function: trans-2-enoyl-CoA reductase (NADPH) activity. Gene Ontology annotation, biological process: phytol metabolic process. The transcript has 8 exons.